Molecule: messenger RNA, 444 nt
Organism: Cylindrotheca closterium
Lineage: Eukaryota; Bacillariophyta; Bacillariophyceae; Bacillariales; Bacillariaceae
Source: the annotation of a GenBank genome assembly
AUGUUGCCCCACUAUCAGUACGAACACUACUAUGAUCAACUCUGCGAGUGUUGUGAAAACGAAAUGGUGUCACAAGACGAACGCCUCGAAGAAGGGGGUGAAUGCAAGAAAUGUCACAAGACAAUGUGUGAGGACUGCCGCGAAGGGGAACUGUGUGAUGAAUGCGAGGAGACGAUUUGUGACAAUUGUGCUGGAUCUUGUGAAUUUUGCCCUAACGUGAAAUUUUGCGAGGACUGCCUUGGGGAGCACAAGCAGGGCUGUUCUCGUUUGACGCGAGCCGAACGCAAGUUGGAAAAGCUAAACGAAAGCGUGGAAAGUAAGAAGUGGGAACAGGCUGACCUAAAGCGACGCUUGAAAGAAAUCAGUCAAGAACUCGACGAUGCCAAUGAGGAAAAGGCAAAUGCCGAGCUCAAACUGAAGAAGCUGCGCCAACGAGCGCACUAG